AUGCCUACAGGACCCGAAUGCACAGGCAUCUCUCGGCUGAGGGACCUUCCUGAAUUGCUAUUUUUAGAAACAGUUGAGCCAGUGGUGGUGGCGUCUGAAAGCUCUGGAAUCUUUUCCUUCGUGCGGCAACAAAUUUUUCCUGCAGAGGCUCCUCGGUGCUUUUCUUGGGCUCAGCGGUGCGGCUUGGAUGGCUCGUUCCCUGGGAGCGCGCGCGCUGAGCCCUUUGGAAACCAGGCAGCAGGACGGGGAUCAGCGGCCCGCAAAGGGGAAAAAAUCAGGCCUGGGAAGGGUCCUGCAAGACAGCUGCUUUAUUUAUAGUUCCGAAAAUGGUGCUUGUUGGGCUGUCCUGAACUUUUGUGGAGGUUCAAAUUUGGAAACUGUCAUGAUCAAAAUGACAGCGGUAACUGUACCUAA
Molecule: messenger RNA, 414 nt
Organism: Otolemur garnettii (small-eared galago)
Lineage: Eukaryota; Metazoa; Chordata; Mammalia; Primates; Galagidae
Gene: CUNH10orf126
Product: chromosome unknown C10orf126 homolog
Exons: 2
Source: RefSeq, a predicted model, not a curated record